GCAAUUUCUAAUCCACAAUUGCACAAAACUCUUGAAAGCAUAUGUCCAGACUUUUUAGAGAUUUGUACCACGUUCAACAAUUUCUACAAGAACCCAAUUUUUUCCUCGCUUACACUCUUCCUAUCCUUCUGGGUUUUGUGUGUGUGAAAGAGGACCGAAAUUUUAUUAAUAACUUUAUUGCUGACUUGGGAGUAUUUUAUUAUUUUUUAUUUUUUUCCCCCUUGAAUAGAAUCAUUGUGUUAAGUUCACCUCUCAUGGAUUUUGGGGUUAAAAGGAUCUAUAGUGAAAAAUGAUACAUCAGUGAUGACGAAUAGAAAUGAUGAUGAUGUUGAUUUAGGACUUUCUCUGGGUUCUACCAAUCACUGUGUUCGAACAACGUUGAACAAUAGUUCGGGUGCAGGUGUAAAUGCAAACUCAGGAGUGGACAUAGCAUUUGCUGCAUCUGAUCCCUUGUCUGAAUUAGUUUGGUCCCCACACAAAGGUUUGAGUCUGAAAUGUGCGGAUCCCGACUUAGCAGAGAAAAAUCCAUUUGUUACGUGGAAUGUGGGACCAAUCAAUAAGGUUUUUUCACCAUCACAAAGCAUUAGAUCCAGGGAAACUGAAGAUGGAAAAGCUAUAGAUAAGGGAAACUCAACUAUAUUACAGGCAAAAAUAGAUAUGGAUGAAGUUGGCGAUGGAACAACUGUGGCAAUAUCUCCAAGAAACAGUCCUGGCCCUUUGUGCAAUGUAAGCCAUGGAAACCACGAGGAUGCAGAAAGUGGUGAUGAAGUCAGAGAAGGGUUCGGUAAUCAUAAUGACGAGCAUCUUAGGGACAACGGAGAAAACUUGAGAAGUCCAGAGAAUGUCCAAAAUCCUGAGAUUUUUGAAAGCAGCAAGGACAUUCUAGGACAUUGUAUUCUAACAAAUGAAACCAGUGAUUAUAUAGCUAACAUGGAAAUAGCAUCCAGCAAACUGAAUGCUAAAGUUGAAGAUGUUGCUGGUAGCAGUCAGAUAUUUGGAUUCAGUGUUGCUAUAUCCUCUGAAUCUCAUGCUGCGAAGAAUUCUGACGGUCUUCUUAGUCCACUACCAAAUUUACAACCUCCAAAGGAACAAGAUAAUGAAGUAACAUCGGCUCCUGGAGAGGAGAAUGAAAUGAAGAUGCACCCUUUGAUGAAGUUGGAAUCUAGUGAUGAAAAUGACUCGUACCAUCUAACUGCUAAAGGGGCUAGCAGUUCAAGUGACGAGAGAUUUCCGAGGGACAAAUAUCUUCCACUAGAAAGUGCUCCAAAAAAUAGUAUGAUCUUUUUGAAUCAGAGCAAAAGCAAAGAAAAGGCAUUAUGUGAUGGAGAUGAUAAUGGAAAACUGUCAAAUUGUGAGGAAGGAAGACAGGAGAGUGUAGAAAGUUGUAAUAGCGCGGGUUUCUUUCCAAGAGGUAAAAGGCGACGUAACUAUGAUAAGGAUUUUUCUGAUGGAAGAAAAAAAUUGAAAAACCAAAUUCAAGGAAGUUCUGGUUCGACCUCCAUGAUCAGGCAUGGUAACUCUUUCAUGAAUUGGAUUUCAAGUAUGGUAAAAUGUAUACCAAAUUCCAGUCAGGGACAGGCCCCACCUCUGGUUCUUCCUCUUGCUCAUCUAAAUGAUAUGCACGACGAAAUUCACCGGGGAAUUUUAAUUUCCAAGAAAGAAAAUGAUUCUCCUAGCCAACCAAUGGGGUUCCAAACUAUAUUUCAGUCCUUAUAUUGUCCACGUGUAACGGUUCCUGAUACAAGUGUAUCAAAAGAAAGUCACUGCUUAGAAGAAUCUAAAGAGCUUGUGGUGGCUGACAAUACAUUCCUUGAGAAUCCUCCAAUAACAUGCCAUACAGACACUGAUAACUCUUGCAAGAAAAUUCUUGCAUCAAAUGCAGAAGUUAAUCCAUGUCAAUCAACAAACUUGGUGGGCCAGUAUAGAAAACCCUGGAAUUUUACUGCAGUCAAUGCUUAUGGUCAGGAUGCUUGCAAGAGAAAUUUAGCAGGAAAUAAACCUUCGAGAAGCCUUGCAUGCAGUAGAGAAAAUGCCGGAAUGAGCCCAUCUGAUUCGCUCCAUCAACUGGUGAAUAAAACAGCAGAUAAUACAAAACCAAGUUUUCACUUGGAAGGCAAGGUUAUUGGUAAUAUGUCUAACGAAAGCGGUUCAAUUCCUAGUUUGUGGAUUACCCGUUUUUCUACCAAAACUCCUAGGUUAGAGAACUGCAAUCAGGCUACUGACAGAGACUUCGAGCGUUCCACUGUUUGCACUAGAGUCAGUUCUUUUACUAAGGUAAAUGCGGAUUUUCCCAAUGCCCAGAAAAGCCCUGAGGCCAGGGUUAACUCCCCUGAAGACCAGGUUGACUUUGGGGCGAAAGAGAUGCAAAGCUCUGCUACCAAUUCUGAGGCGUCCUUGGAAUUUAAGUCUAUUGGUAAAUUUGAUCCCAUUCUACUUUCCCAGUGUAAAAGCUCAGAGGUGAUGGCCUGUGUGUUUGCCCAGAGAUUGGAUGCACUCAGGCACAUUACACCCUCGAAUUUUAAAUGUUCUUCAACUUUCCCAUCAGCAACUUGUUUCAUUUGUGGUGGACUUGGCCAUGAUAUGCAUGACUGCCCAGACAUAACAGAAACUGAGCUUGAUGAUCUUGUAAGAAACGCCAGUUCAUUUUACAGGGUGGAAAAAUCUCCUCCUUUAUGCCUUAGAUGUUUUCAACUGGAUCAUUGGGCUAUUACAUGUCCAAUGAGAUCCACAAGUAGGCACCAUCAGUUAGAACUGAAUGCUUCUUUUGCCAAUCAGGAUACUGUGGGUGGUAAACAACUCUGUGCCAGUAAAGAAAAAUGUUCUAGUUCUUUGGGUGCUAAGGAAGAUCAUCCACCAGUUUUUAUUAAUCAGAGGGCUCGCAGGGACGGGAAUCGUUCCUUUCCCAGUAACCUGUUGUGGAAUGUAAGGGAGUCUUCAGGCAAAAGAACAAGUUCAAAUGAAGGUCAAAAUAAUAACACUUCAAAUUCUGAGAAUGAUUUGAAGGGAAUUCAUGAUUUACCUUUGCAAGUCUCAGUCAGCAUGAAGUAUGUAGAUACACUGAUAGAGAUGUUUGAUGUUGUAAAGAAGCUUCGCAUCUCUCGUGCAGACGUCCUCAGAUGGAAGAACUCCAAUGUCUCUUUGUCACAUUUAAAUGGUUUUUUCUUGCGUUUGCGAAUCGGGAAGUGGGGAACAAGGCUCGGGGGCACUGGCUACUAUGUUGCUUGCAUAACAGAAUCAACGGGAGCACAAAGAGAAAAAUUACGUAAAAGUUCCAAGAAUUCUGUCUGUGUAGACAUUUCGGGGAUACAAUGCUUUGUUGGAAGCCAGUAUGUCUCAAACCAUGAAUUUUUUGAGGUUGUGCUAUCAGUUGGAAGGCUAUAUUACAGAAUACAAUAGCAUUAUCUACUACUAAGACAGAGUACAUAACUAUUAUAGAGGCUUGUAAAGAAGAUAUGUGGUUGAGGGGAUUGGUAAAAUCAGUGAAGACUUACAGAUAUCUACAGUCUAUUAGGAUAAAGUACUAUUUUUCUAACAAAUGAUCAAAUGUUUCAUGAUAGGACAAAGUACAUUGAUAUGAUGUAUCAUUUUGUAUGAUGUGAUUGCUCAUGGUGAUAUUGUUGUGAAUAAUGUUGAUACCAAGGAGAAUUCCAUUGAUAUGUUGACAAAGGCAUUCCCUAUUGUCAAGUUUGAGCAGUGCAUGGACUUGGAUGGUAUUUGUUGCUGAAUUAGCCCUCGAGGGUUAGUGGAAGAGGUGGAGAAUUGCUUAUUGAAGAGUGAAGAGUAAUUCUUUGCUCUAGAAUUUGUGUCAAGUUGGAGAUUUGUUGAAUUGUGACCUAAAUUCCAUUGGGAAUUAGUGUUUUGGUUAAAGAGUCCUUGAAGAAGUCAAAAUAUGGAUUUGACUAGUUUUGGACAUGAACAGGAUGCCUAAGCACUGCAUUCGGGGCUCCUAGGUGCCAUUCGGAGUGAUUUGGAGGUUUUUGUCCCAAGAUGCAGCACUCAAGCGCUUCCCUGGCCGCUCACUAGCCCCGAGCUAGGGUGCUCGAGCAGCAGUGUUAUACGCCCAAAUUUUUUUCGUUGAUUUUAAUGAAUUUCUUGAUUCCUAUAUUGUCUAAAACACUAGAAUUGAGGUCCUAUAUAUACUCCACAUCUUAUAGUCUCUUCUUAACUCUAGAAAAUACGUUAGAUUUGGUCGAGAAUGCAUCAUGUCUUGUGUAACACCAAUCAUUGAUCUUGAUUUUGAUCUAGUGAGUUCUCCUCUUAUGCUCGUCGUUUUUUCCCAUAUUGUGUUUUCACAUAAAGUUUUUGGUGGUUUUAUUUGUGAAUUGGUUUAUUUUAUCUUGUAAUUAUCUUGCUUCAUUCACAUCAGAGCUCCAUUUUAUGACCUGUGCAUGUGCCUUGAAGUAUGACCCAGAAACUAACAGCGUGCAGAUUUUUUAGUAUUUAAAUAUUGGUUAGUGUGGGUAGCUGGACAAAUAAAAUCAGAAGAUUUUGUUAUUACUCUUUCUUGACCCCUUACGAGAAACCAUUAAAGAUAUAGUUGGUGUUGAUGUUGAUGUAAUAUCAUGGCCAUAGCAAAGUUUUUAAGGAUCUGUUUGGCACUAAUUUUGAAAAGUCGGAAGCGGCUUUUGAGACUAAAAAGCUGCUUUUACAUCUGUUUGGAUAAUUUUCUAAAUCUUCUUUGGUCUAAUUAGAAUUGCUUUUAAAUGUAGUUGGUUAAAGGUGACUUUUUUCAAGAAAGUCUUUUUCAAAAAGGAAAAGCAAAAGCAAAAGCUAUCCUAAAUCUUCUUGAAUAUUGGGUUGCUGUUACUCGUUCU
Molecule: messenger RNA, 4814 nt
Organism: Olea europaea var. sylvestris
Lineage: Eukaryota; Viridiplantae; Streptophyta; Magnoliopsida; Lamiales; Oleaceae
Exons: 7
Coding region: 304-3396 (1030 amino acids)
Molecular function (GO): DNA binding; zinc ion binding
Source: RefSeq, a predicted model, not a curated record